Bipolaris sorokiniana ND90Pr is the source of this 1164-nucleotide messenger RNA. RefSeq lists its product as uncharacterized. NCBI's taxonomy places the organism in Eukaryota, Fungi, Ascomycota, Dothideomycetes, Pleosporales, Pleosporaceae. The record is from RefSeq and is a predicted model, not a curated record. The coding region runs from base 1 to 1164 and encodes 387 amino acids. The transcript is spliced from 3 exons.
AUGGGUUCUGUAGCCCAAGGUUGUACCGAUGUGAGGCCAGAGGCCGACGACUACCGCUUCUCAGAGCGCUCCGAUGAGCGCCGACAACUCUUUCAACAACUGAAGUCCCUCAAAUCCCCCGACCGGUUACCCACGGUAUUGUGGGCGUUCCUCCAGGUCUCCGAUAUCGAGGUUCUGCGAAGGGGUUUUGGGUCCGAGAUGUUUUUAGAAAUGUUCGGAAACAAGAAACAACCUAAAGCAAGUGCAACGCCGAUCCGCUCGUCACCGAAAGUUCUCUCCAACCAACCAUCCUCGAAUUCUCCUCUCAAUGCCAGCGUACUGGCCGGAUCCAAGCGAACUCGAUCCGGACAUAUAACUGGCGGCCAGCAAUACAGUGUUAGCCGACAUGAUGGCGUUAGGCCAAACUAUAAGAGGCGGGAUGGAAACCUCUGCGCGGUCUCGAGGAUGGCGGAAAUAGACGCCGCCCAUAUUUACCCAUGGUGCGGCUUUGAAGGAGAAAAUGAGGGGCGAGUUAGUCAAUUUUGGAGUGUGAUGAGGAUGUUCUGGAAGCGCGAGGUGAUAUUUGUCGACGCCAAUCAUCCGCAUCGGGGGACGGAGACAAUCGAGAACAUGAUCUCCCUAUCGGAAACUCUGCACCGAUUUCACUCGGCUGCCCGAUUUGCACUCCGACUGAUACAACUGUCAGCCGACAAGACACGACUCGAAGUCGAGUUCCAUUGGCUUGUUGUUGAAGAGCGCAAUCGCCAUGAUAGGGUAGACAUCAUGGACGAACUUUUGUCUUCGGCCUGCCUGCUUUCAGUUGGACGGGGCUACGGCCUACUCGAUCGGAUCGAUCCUGACGACGACAAAUACCGGAAACCACUCGAAAGUGGAACCAGAUUUGUGAUGACAACCGAUGACCCCGAGAAGCGACCCCUCCCGGAUUCAGGCCUGUUGACCCUACAGUGGCACCUUCAACGUGUCCUUGCCAUGACAGGAGCGGCUAGAUGGAAGGAGGAGGAGUUCUGCGACGGCGGUGAUGACGACAAGGACGGACCAGGCGUUACAACUUGUGAUAACGUAGAAAAUUGGCUCCAGAGCAUCGAGCCUCCGGAGAAUCAUCGUCCGAGCCGAAACUCUCCUGAAAGCGAUUCGGACGACAUCACAGAUGGUUCGUUUGAAUAA